AUAACCAAAACAAACCAAAAAAAAAAAAAGAACCAACGUUGCUGCACGUGUAAAUAAAUCAUUUAAUUACGUUGCACAUAAAAUGAAGCCCAAAAAGAAGUUGGGAGUGGGUCUGAGCCGGGAGGAACGCCAAGUUCUGGUCGUCGGCGAGAUUAUCCAGGAAUUGCUGAGGGCUCAUGAGGCCAAAAAGGAUGUGAACCUUAACCGAAUGAAAUCAUUGAUAUCCUCCAAAUAUGGAUUGGAUAGCUCGCCGCGCCUGGUGGACAUCAUUGCAGCAGUGCCGCAAGAAGCAAAGAAGAUCCUCCUGCCGAAGCUCAUGGCAAAGCCCAUACGCACAGCCAGUGGGAUCGCCGUGGUGGCGGUUAUGUGCAAGCCGCAUCGCUGCCCUCACAUAAACAUGACAGGAAACAUUUGCGUUUAUUGUCCGGGCGGACCAGACAGCGACUUUGAGUAUUCAACGCAGUCGUACACAGGCUAUGAGCCCACUUCUAUGCGAGCAAUCCGAGCUCGCUAUGAUCCAUUUCUGCAGACACGACACAGAGUCGAACAGCUCAAGCAAUUGGGACAUAGUGUGGAUAAGGUGGAAUUCAUCGUGAUGGGCGGUACGUUUAUGUGCCUUUCCGAAGAAUAUCGGGACUACUUUAUCCGUAAUUUACACGACGCCCUCUCUGGUCACAGCAGCGCUAAUGUGGCCGAGGCCGUACGUUAUUCAGAGAAAUCUCGUACAAAAUGUAUUGGAAUAACGAUAGAAACACGGCCAGACUAUUGCCUCAAGCGCCACAUUUCAGACAUGUUGAACUAUGGUUGUACCCGGCUGGAGAUUGGAGUUCAGUCGGUGUACGAGGACGUAGCUAGGGACACCAAUAGGGGCCAUACCGUGCGCGCCGUUUGUGAGAGCUUUCAACUGGGAAAGGAUGCUGGGUAUAAGAUCGUGGCGCACAUGAUGCCCGAUUUGCCUAACGUGGAUUUUGAGCGGGACAUCGAACAAUUCAUAGAGUACUUUGAGAAUCCUGCUUUCCGUUCUGACGGCCUUAAGAUCUAUCCCACGCUUGUCAUUCGCGGCACUGGACUCUACGAACUGUGGAAAACUGGACGCUACAAAUCCUAUCCCCCAUCAAUGUUAGUGGAUCUAGUGGCUAAAAUUCUAGCUCUUGUGCCUCCCUGGACUAGAGUAUACCGAGUCCAGCGCGACAUUCCCAUGCCAUUAGUGAGUUCUGGCGUGGAGCAUGGAAAUCUUCGUGAAUUGGCAUUGGCGCGCAUGAAGGACCUUGGCACUACCUGCCGCGAUGUACGAACCCGCGAAGUAGGCAUCCAGGAAAUCCACAACAAGGUACGACCGUACGAGAUUGAGCUAAUACGUCGCGAUUAUGUAGCCAACGGUGGUUGGGAGACGUUCCUUUCGUAUGAAGACCCCGAGCAGGAUAUUCUCGUUGGACUGCUGCGGCUACGCAAGUGCUCACCGGAUACUUUCCGCCCCGAGCUAAAAGGAGCCUGUUCUAUCGUCCGAGAACUUCAUGUUUACGGCUCCGUGGUGCCAGUUAAUGCUCGCGAUCCCACCAAAUUCCAGCACCAGGGCUUUGGCAUGUUGCUGAUGGAGGAGGCUGAACGCAUCGCCCGGGAAGAGCACGGCAGCAACAAAUUGGCAGUCAUAUCGGGAGUGGGUACCAGAAAUUACUAUCGAAAACUGGGCUACGAGCUGGACGGGCCAUAUAUGUCAAAGUCUAUAAGUUAAAGAGAUAACCUAGUUUUCUCUUUAUAUCCUUUUAAACAAAGAAACAUACAAUAAAUGUUUUUAAAAUAAAUAGUAAAAUAACUGUGACAUUUUUCGCAGAAAUA
This is a messenger RNA of Drosophila bipectinata, 1836 nucleotides long. It is a transcript of the gene Elp3, whose product is annotated as elongator complex protein 3. NCBI's taxonomy places the organism in Eukaryota, Metazoa, Arthropoda, Insecta, Diptera, Drosophilidae. Gene Ontology annotation, molecular function: iron-sulfur cluster binding; acyltransferase activity, transferring groups other than amino-acyl groups. Gene Ontology annotation, biological process: tRNA wobble base 5-methoxycarbonylmethyl-2-thiouridinylation. The record is from RefSeq and is a predicted model, not a curated record. Gene Ontology annotation, cellular component: elongator holoenzyme complex; nucleus; cytoplasm.